Molecule: messenger RNA, 2251 nt
Organism: Arabidopsis arenosa
Lineage: Eukaryota; Viridiplantae; Streptophyta; Magnoliopsida; Brassicales; Brassicaceae
Source: the annotation of a GenBank genome assembly
AUUGUGUGAUCGGUUCGCUUAUUUCUUUGAUUUCACAUCCUGUUCUCUGUUUUCAUGUUCCUAGUCUCAGAGUAUGGACUUAGACGAAGUUGAAGCACCUCCUGGAAGCGACAAAAAAUUCAAAGCCAUUCGCUUAGAGAAUGAACUUACGGCUAUUCUCAUAUCAGAACCACGACUAUCUUCAGCAGGUGCGGUGAUGCUUGUUAGAUGUGGAUCUUUUCGAGAUCCUGAGGAUGCUAUGGGUUUGGCACAUCUUCUUGAACACUUGGUGUUCGAAGGAUCACCAGAAUAUCCUGACUGUGAUGAGUUGUCCCGGUAUGCAGAUGAGAAUGGAGGGGAAACAAAUGCUCAGACCGAAUUGGAUUAUACUACGUUCAACCUGCGUGUCAGAGAUGGUGCCCUUCAAGGUGGACUUGAAAGGUUUUCAAAGCUAUUUACUAAUCCUAGUUUAGACGAAGAAGUUAUGAAACGUGAGAUCAAGUUAAUGGAUGCAGAAUUUGAAUUAAGUAGACAAACUGAUUUAGUACGUCUUGAACAGCUCAUGGCACAUGGAGCUCCAACAUGUCAUCCCUUUAACAGAUUUACAUGGGAACCUCUUGAGAAACUUCAAGAAUGGGUGAUUUCUUACUUCUCUGACAUUAAGCGCACUGAGCAAGGAUUACAAACUGAAUUAUUUAGGCUUGAUUCAAGCAUUCCUUUUUGGAAACGUAAAAAGCUCUAUAUGCUGAAAGCUCUUGAGGACGACAAUAUUCUUCGUCUUACUUGGAGAAUUCCUCCCCAGAUUCCUCCAGAUUCAGUUUCAAAAAAAUCUGCAGAUUCAGAUUCUCAUCUAUACAAGCCAGAAAUUUUUCUUGAAAAAGUCUUAGGCCAUCGAUCUCAAGGAUCACUAUACUCUCUUUUCAAAAACAAAGGAUGGAUUACUAGCCUAGAUGUUUUCAUUGGGGCUUGUAACGGUUCUGACGAUUCUGAGUUAUCGAUUGAUAGCACUUCAAUAGGGAGAUUAUUCACUCUUUCUCUUCAUCUGAAAGACAACAUCAUUAUCACUGAGAUAUAUGACAUCGUCACCUAUGUCUAUAAAUUUCUUAGUUUCGUAACUCGUGAAGAAGCUCCUUCUUGGAUCAUGCAAGAAUAUUUUGAGAUGAGAAAAAAACAGUUUGAAUCAUUUGAUGAUUAUGAUGAACUUGGUUUAAACAUGGAGUCUUUAGUUCAUAGAAUUGCAGCUAACAUGCUUCAUUAUCCAUUGAAGCAUGUUCUUUCUGGGGAUUACAUCAACCUUCGGCACAGCAAAGAGUCCGUUUUAGAACUCUUGCAGUAUUUUGAUAGAAAGAAUAUGAGGCUUGAUUUCAUAUCUAAAACAUUUGAUCAAGCAGGUUGCAAAGUUGAACCGUGGUUCAACUCUUUCUACACCAAAGAUGAUUUAAUGGAGGAGGAUACUAAUGAUGAAGAAUCUGAGGAUGAGGAUACUAAUGAUGAAGAAUCUGAGGAUGAGGAUACUAAUGAUGAAGAAUCUGUGGAUGAGGAUGAACUUCCACAUAAGUUUGUGCAUAACUCGAACAUGAAUCUGUGGCGUUCAGAAGAAGAAGGGCUGCCAACAAUCAAUUUUUGUGUCCACCAUGAUCUCGAUUCUGACUUGAAGAAUCAACUUUGCAUAAAAUUGUAUGUUGGACUUCUAAAAGAUUCUCUGGCAGAGAUACUUUACCAAGUUUGCUACCAAAUUGGGAAAAAAAGCUUAUGUCCGAGGGAAACAGCAGUUGUAAAACUGUUUGAAAAAAUGGUAGCCAACAACUUAUACAAUCAACUAAGGGUAAAAGAGACUCUUGGGUAUAAAGUUGAGUCUGAGGUUCAUUCUAUCCAUGGAAUCAACCCGUUCAUCAUUGAUGUUAGUUCUUCGGAGCACGACCCUCAACAUUUGUUGGAUCGAAUAUUCAACUAUGUGGACACCGUUGGGGUAUUUUUGGAAGGUAUUGAUGGUGUUGCCUUUGAAAAAUGCAAAACCGUACUGAGUGGUGAUUUGCCAAGCGACGAUGGAUCUAAUUUGUGGGAUCAGAUUGCUGAGAGAAGAUUCUAUCCUGGUUUCAGUAAGAAAGUUUCCUCUGAACUAAGACAGAUAAAGAAGACUGAUGUUAUCAAGUUAUAUGAAAAGUACUUGAAAAAAUCGUCUCCUCAUUGCCGUAGGCUUGCCGUUUGCAUUUGGGGGUGCAACACUGAUUCUGCAUCUUUUGUGUGAAACAGUUUCUUUUUGAAUUUUCCA